AUGCAAGAGCAGGCUGCGGAGAAUCCUGCUCAGGAAGGUGAGCCUGCGCGCAGUUCAUCCAAAGCUGAUGACGCCGCGCCGGAGCCGGCAGAGAGCGAAGCACUCAAUGCCGAGAAGGUGUCGAACGCAGCCGAGGAGGAUGCGGAUCCAUCACGCCCUCUGUCCAUGCAGGUCUUGCAGCCUACUGCAGAUUCGCUUUCAGGUGGAGUGGCGGGAUGGCCGGGUCCGGCGCGGAGCGCACUUCGAAUGGACCCGCGAGAGGCGCAGGUGUGGAGUGACUUCCGAUCUGCGUUCAAGCAGUAUAUGCUGCAACUAUCGGAUGAGGCGCUGCAGCAGAGUCUACCGCAGGUGGACCUACGCCGCAUGAGGUUCUCUGCCAAUGCCCUUGGUGGUCUGGUGAGUGGACAGGUCUGCAUGAACUUCUUGAGUGGCUCCUGCCGGCGCGGGUUGCGCUGCAUUGAUCACCACCCUCCUCGAAGCCAAUGGUCAAGGUGCCGAGCAGAGCUGAAGCGAAAGUCAUGCCCCAUGGGCGACCAAUGUUUCCUCCCUUCGUGCCUGUACUUCCACCCACGGGAGAACCAGGACCAGGACACUGCGUACAACGCAGCUGGUGAGUAG
This is a messenger RNA of Symbiodinium natans, 618 nucleotides long. NCBI's taxonomy places the organism in Eukaryota, Dinophyceae, Suessiales, Symbiodiniaceae. The record is from the annotation of a GenBank genome assembly.